GACACGUGGGACUACAUUAUCGUGGGUAGUGGCGCUGGUGGCAUACCGCUUGCUGACCGUCUCUCCGAAAGUGGAAAAUCCGUUCUUCUGCUAGAGCGAGGUUGGGCUUCGUCAGGGAGAUGGGGAGGACCCCGCCCGGCUUGGCUCAACGGAAGCAAUUUGACUCGAUUUGAUGUUCCCGGGCUGUAUAAUUACAUCUGGUCAAAUCAUACCGAGAACGCUGGAAUCCUAUGUCCGGAUUAUUCGGCGACGGCCAGUUGUGUGCUUGGUGGCGGGACAGCAAUUAAUGCUGGACUGUGGUACAAGCCUACAAAAGAAGACUGGGAUUUGCACAUGCCACCGGGAUUCCAGUCCCGCGAUGUAGGCGCUGCAGUAUCGAGGGCGUUCUCCCGAGUUCCUUGGACCGACAUUCCAUCUACAGACGGCCGGGUAUAUGUUCAGGAUGGUCCAAAUCUUGUGAUUGGCACUCUCACUAAUAACUCCCUCGCACGCCCAUAUAAACUCAUCCAAGCGAACGACAAGCCAAAUGCUAAAGACAGAAUCAUAUCUCACACCGAACAUUUCUUCCUCCAUGGCGAACGUGGGGGUCCAAUGGCCACGUACCUCGUCUCCGCAUCCCGAAGACGGAACUUCAAACUCCAAAUGAACACCACCGUAUCUCGAAUCAUCCGCAACGGGGGCUUCAUGACAGGUGUAGCCGUCGAAUCCACCAGUCCAGGGGGUUAUACUGGUACUAUCAAUAUCACACCCAAAACUGGCAGAGUCAUCCUCUCGGCCGGCGUCUUUGGAACUAGUAAAAUCCUCAUCCGCAGCGGCAUCGGGCCUAUUGAUCAACUCUAUGUUGUCAAGAACUCGCCUGAUGGCGUGAACAUGCCUGCUAAAAACGACUGGAUAAAUAUUCGUGUGGGGUAUAAUCUUGACGAUAGCCCAGCAAUUUACAUAGCAGUCACGGCACCGGGUGUCCAGACUUACGACUACGAAUCUGCAUAUAAUAAUCCAAUCCUUGCAGACGCAGAACGGUAUUUGAGGAAUAGGACUGGUCCGCUUGCGCAGGUCGAACCGAGUAUUGGACCGUCGUUUUGGGAUACUAUUAAAGGCGGCGACAAUAAGACCCGCGUGGUUCAAUGGAAUGUUAAUACUGGGAGUUUAAACGGAGUUCCACUAAUAGUCCUCUUCGCAUACCUCAACCUCGGAAAGACAUCUCGCGGACGCCUAACCCUAGACUCCAACCUUCACAUGAACGUUUCCACACUCCCCUACUUCAACGAUGCAGGCGACAACGAUUUCAAGACCUUACUUGGCUCUAUAAAAGACGUUGCAUCCAUCCUGAGCAACAUCCCAAACUCAACCUUCUAUUUACCACCGACUGGAACGAAUAUCGAUGAUUAUGUCCGAGGCGUAACCACCACCUCCAGCGCGCUCCUAACCUCUAACCACUGGACGGGCACUACGGCCAUGGGCUCUGUCUGCGACUCUAGCGUCGUUGUCGACACAACGACAAAGGUUUGUGGGACCCAGAACCUGCAUAUAGUGGACGCGGGAAUUAUUAAUGGGGUUCCGAGCUCGAAUCCCCAGGGUAUGAUUGUGAGCGUUGCGGAGCGAGCUGCGGAGAUAAUACUCGGUCUGGAUUGA
Lindgomyces ingoldianus is the source of this 1632-nucleotide messenger RNA. RefSeq names its product cellobiose dehydrogenase. The annotation marks the transcript as partial. The transcript has 4 exons. The record is from RefSeq and is a predicted model, not a curated record. Gene Ontology annotation, molecular function: flavin adenine dinucleotide binding; oxidoreductase activity, acting on CH-OH group of donors. Lineage: Eukaryota; Fungi; Ascomycota; Dothideomycetes; Pleosporales; Lindgomycetaceae.